AUGUAUAUAGGCUCUCAAAACUCCAACAAUCAAGUAGAUGCAAAGUUAGUAUCCUCCUCAAUAAACUUUGAACAACUUGGAAGUAUUCUUCAAUCAAGUGUAAGACUAGAAUUAAAAUCACUUGGUGCAGUAACUAAUAAAGCUGUAAGGAGUAUAAGCCCCCUGUGA
This is a messenger RNA of Ambispora leptoticha, 168 nucleotides long. NCBI's taxonomy places the organism in Eukaryota, Fungi, Glomeromycota, Glomeromycetes, Archaeosporales, Ambisporaceae. The record is from the annotation of a GenBank genome assembly.